AUGUCAAAUCCAAUGGGUAGCUUAUCAGAAGGCACAGUGUAUGGAUCCCGGAUUGGGAUGACAGAGGACUCCCUCGCCUCCCUGGAGAGAAACAGGGGCUCUGGAGAACCCUGGGAAUUGGGGGAGAUGAAAUCAAGUGUGGAAGCCCUGGAGCGUGGCAUACCAGGCCUCUACCUCUCCUGCUUCGACAUGCUCCUCACUGAGGACGCCACCUGGCUGGUGAAGGUUUCAGAGGCCUCCCCAGCGCUGGCUGUACCCAUGACUCGCAUGGAGUCCCAGGAGGAACCAGAGCAGUGCCCCGUCAUUGAUAGCCAGGAACAGGGACUCUCUCCUGGGAUGGCGGGGCAGGAGGAAGAGCGGUCUCUGGAGCAGGUGCAGAGCAUGGUGGUGGGAGAAGUGCUGAAGGACAUUGAAACAGCCUGCAAACUGCUCAAUAUCACCCCAGACCCUAUUGAGUGGAACACAGGGAAUGUCCAGAAGUGGCUGCUGUGGACUGAACAUCUGUACAGGUUGCCCCACGCGGGAAAGGAAUUCCAGGAGCUGACAGGAAAGGACCUGUGUGCCAUGAGUGAGGAGGAGUUUCACCAGCGCUCACCGCAGUGUGGAGACACACUGCAUGCACAUCUGGACAUAUGGAAGUCAGCUGCCUGGAUGAAAGAGAGGUGUUCAGUUGGAGAUACAAAAACUACAGUUGGCGAGGAACUUUGGUCCGAGGCAGAUUCAUCUUGUUCAGGUCAGCCCAUUCAUCUGUGGCAGUUCCUUAGAGAACUACUUCUUAAACCUCACAGCUACGGACGCUGCAUCCGCUGGCUCAAUAAAGAAAAAGGUAUUUUUAAAAUCGAAGAUUCUGCUCAUGUUGCAAGACUGUGGGGACUCAGAAAGAAUCGACCUGCAAUGAACUAUGACAAGCUGAGCCGGUCCAUUCGUCAAUACUACAAGAAGGGCAUCAUCCGUAAGCCUGACGUGUCUCAGAGACUGGUGUACCAGUUUGUUCACCCAGUAUGAGGCAGCAGCAUAGUGGGAAGAGUAGGCGGCGGAGAUGGAAACCUUCAAAACUAAAAGGACACAUUAUCUCCCCAUGGACUUGAACACCUAAGCCUGAGAUGAAAAAGGUCACAUGGAUCAUGUGCACUGACCGACUCCAAUGGUACACACUUCCAGCAGGUAGCUGCUGCAUGAAGGCUUAUCAAAUCUUGGGCCACGAGCAAGAGACAAAACAAUGUGGCUGUUGGGGCUUUUUGAAUGAAACAACCACAUAUUAAAAAAAACAGGACAAAAAAAAACAACAAAUACACUGCCUUGUCAUUUGCA
Messenger RNA from Micropterus dolomieu (smallmouth bass), 1311 nucleotides. Its product is annotated as SAM pointed domain-containing Ets transcription factor. The record is from RefSeq and is a predicted model, not a curated record. The transcript has 5 exons. Gene Ontology annotation, cellular component: nucleus. Gene Ontology annotation, biological process: cell differentiation; regulation of transcription by RNA polymerase II. Gene Ontology annotation, molecular function: sequence-specific DNA binding; DNA-binding transcription factor activity, RNA polymerase II-specific. The coding region runs from base 1 to 1005 and encodes 334 amino acids. Lineage: Eukaryota; Metazoa; Chordata; Actinopteri; Centrarchiformes; Centrarchidae.